Pogona vitticeps (central bearded dragon) is the source of this 2315-nucleotide messenger RNA. The record is from RefSeq and is a predicted model, not a curated record. Lineage: Eukaryota; Metazoa; Chordata; Lepidosauria; Squamata; Agamidae.
UCUCUUCUGUUGUUGGUGUAGCCCUCAUUGACCUGCCCCCGCCGCAUCACUCCCGAUGGUUUUGCUGCCAGAAGUCUGGACCAUCUCAACAAACAGGAUUCCGUUCAAGAUUGGGCAGCCGAAGAAACAGAUUGUACCCAAGACAGUCGAGAGAGAUUUUGAACGGGAGUAUGGAAAGCUUCAACAGUUGGAAGAUCAGACAAAGAAGCUUCAGAAGGACAUGAAGAAAAGUACAGAUGCAGAUCUAGCCAUGUCAAAGUCUUCUGUGAAAAUUUCAUCCGACCUACUGUCCAAUCCACUCUGUGAGCAAGACCCCAAAUUCCUAGAGAUGGUUAUGGCCUUGGAUACAGCCAUGAAGAGGAUGGAUUCUUUUAAUCAAGAGAAGGUGAACCAAAUCCAAAAGACCGUCAUAGAGCCCUUGAAAAAAUUCAGCAGUGUUUUCCCCAGCCUGAAUAUGGCAGUGAAACGGCGUGAACAGGCUCUGCAGGACUACAAGCGGCUGCAGUCAAAGGUGGAGAAGUACGAAGAGAAGGAGAAGACAGGUCCCAUCCUCACCAAGCUGCACCAGGCACGGGAAGAACUGAGGCCAGUGAAAGAGGACUUCGAGGCUAAGAACAAGCAACUUCUGGAAGAGAUGCCGAAAUUCUACAGCAGCCGAAUUGAUUAUUUCAAGCCCAGUUUUGAAUCUCUUAUCCGAGCUCAGGUUGUAUACUACACUGAAAUGUACAAAAUCUUUGGUGAAUUAACAGAACAGAUUGAUGAGCCUGGCUUAACAGAUGAGCAGAGGGAGAAAGAGAAUGAAGUCAAGCUGAAUGAAUUGAGGGCCCUUUCAAUUGUAGCUGAUGACUGACCUCUCUAAAUCAGAAUAUCUACAAGCUGGCAACUGUUGAAGCUGUGGAAAUCUCCUUUUGCACCACAUUUUCUGAAGAUGGGCCUCUGACUUGCAGAGAUGCUUUCUCGAUCUUAGGGGAUGUAUCUGCAGCAGCCUUCCAAAAACUGAACAUCUGUAUGAAAGGAAGUGCAGCAAAAUUCUCGUCUGUGGCUCUCGUUCUUGAAAGGUCCCCAGCAACUCUGGAAGUGGGAAAUAGCAGGUAUUUGCUAGAAAAUGCUAAAACGUAACCAGUUUAAUUGAUGCUGCUUCCUUUCUUGGUGUAUUGACCAAUGUAUGUAUGUCUUGUGAUGAAGGAAUGUUUUUGGGUGGGAGAGGGUCUGUAAGCUUACAGCUUGCAAUCCCCACACCAUAAGCAAUGUCUUGCCAUCUUACUGAGAUUUUUUUUCUAUAAGGGACACUGUCAAUUUAUAUGUGUUCAUAAACUAGAAAGCUAUAUAACAUGCAUUAGAAUCUAUAGUCAUUGUGAUGUAAUCCAUAGGCAUUUUGUAUGUGGCUCCCUGCAAGAAUAUGUAGAAUUAUAUAAGCGACUACCUGAAUCUGUGUAACCUGUUUCCCAGUACCAGGAAUCACUGUAUUUAGUAGUGGAACAGUUUGCCUAUCUGCUAGCACAGACAGAAGAUUAAACAUAUGAGAGAAUUAUUACGACAUGCCCUUUCUUAGGGAAAGUAUCUCUGGAAGAAAAAUUACCUUCCUCUUGCUUUGGACAGCCCAGAUAUUUUCCUGAUAGUCAUUUCCAGUGAAUCAAAAUGUCAGUUAAAAACAUAGAUUGGGCUUUUUAUAAUUGUAAAUGCUCUUGUAAUCUACAAGUUUAAUUUUAUUUUUGCAAAAAAAAAAAAAAAAAAAGGAAGAAAAACCAAAACCUCCUGAGCCAUUUGUUUUGUCAACACACACCCAUAUCUGCUUGCUCUGGCCUAAAAAGGUUACUCCAAGCAGCAAGGACCUGGCACCCGAGAGCAAGCAGAAUAAUGCCUACGGUAUUAUUCAUUGUUCAGCCUCCUCUUUCAGCUAGAACUCAGAUUGGGGUUGUGGGAGGAGGGGGCCAUGAGCCAUGUUUCUGACAGAACUACUUAAGGUCGACCACGCUACAUAACAUAGGCCACCCUGCCCUCUGUUUGCUAAGAAGUAUGAUGUCAAAUGGCCCCUUGUCUCUCCUUUUUCCUCCUGGUCUACAGCAUAGACACUCAGGUCAUAGUUGAACAAAUCAUCUUAUGGUGGCAACAAGAUUUUAAGGCACCAACUAACAAGUCCUAUAAAUACCAUCGUGACAUUAGUUUAAGAAGCUGUUUCUGGCUGGGAUGAUCCACUGUCAAGUAAUCAUUGUUCCCAGAAGCAGAAAUGGCUCUUAUAUCUAUCUGCUCCCUCGCAACAUGUUAUAUGGUAAGCAUGUCAUUAUCACCACAUAAUAAAUUUCUUUAACAUGUAA